Onychostruthus taczanowskii (white-rumped snowfinch) is the source of this 451-nucleotide messenger RNA. It is a transcript of the gene GNRH1, whose product is annotated as gonadotropin releasing hormone 1. Gene Ontology annotation, molecular function: gonadotropin hormone-releasing hormone activity. Bases 51 to 329 code for a protein of 92 amino acids. Gene Ontology annotation, cellular component: extracellular region. NCBI's taxonomy places the organism in Eukaryota, Metazoa, Chordata, Aves, Passeriformes, Passeridae. The record is from RefSeq and is a predicted model, not a curated record. Gene Ontology annotation, biological process: multicellular organism development. The transcript has 4 exons.
UUUCCAGAGGAGAAGAGCUGGAGUUACUCCACAACCUCUCAGGCAGCAGGAUGGAGCAGUCCCGGAGGAUGGUGGCUGGAGUCCUGCUGUGCCUGCUGGCCCUGGGGCUGUGCCCGGCCCAGCACUGGUCCUACGGCCUCCAGCCAGGGGGCAAGAGGAGCGCCCAGGUCCUGCUGGGACCAUUCCAGGAGAUUCCAAAUGAAAUGGAAAAAUUAGAGGAGAUGCAGCAGAGUGAGUGCCCAGGCUCGCAGCAGAACUCCAGGAUCAGGGAUCUGAAGGAAGCCAUGGAGAGGCUGGUGGAGGGAGAAGGCAGAAGAAAGAAGGUUUAAAAAUUUCCAAAGUGAAACGGAGCCACAGAGCCAGAGUGAGGUUUCAAAACUGUGUUAAAAGACAUUCCUCCUCAAAUGGUCAUUGUUUGGAUCAAUAUGUGAAUAAAUAUUCUGAAAUUGCA